Molecule: messenger RNA, 626 nt
Organism: Uranotaenia lowii
Lineage: Eukaryota; Metazoa; Arthropoda; Insecta; Diptera; Culicidae
Exons: 3
Coding region: 260-562 (100 amino acids)
Source: RefSeq, a predicted model, not a curated record
GUUCUAAACCAACGUAAUUUAUUCUAGUAUAGAAGUUUUCAACAAAACAACAUCAACGAAACCGAUCGUUCAACUGGACUGUAAAAAUGAGAAUUACCAUACCUCAAUGUGAAAGGAAAAGUGCAUAACAUGGGCUUGAACUGAAAAAGGAGGAGAUAAGAUGGAUAACCAAUAGCGAUUAGCUGGAAGUAGAUCAGUGCUUUCAAACAACAAGCUGAACGUGUUAUGUAACUAGCUGGAUGCUCUAAUAAAUUAAAGCAUGGUUGACUGGUUUACUAUGAAGAUAUCUUCCAUGAUGAUUGCUGCAAUCGUUGUGUUGAGUGUGUUGCUUGGAACAGUAACCAGUAAACCGGUAGCGAUGCCAGAUUCUGCCAAAAUACGCAUCCAUGUUCCAGUCAAGCACCACACUCAUCUGCAUACGAAGACGGUAGUGAAAACUGUCCACGUGGGAAUCCCGGUAAAACCAGUAAAAGCUCAUCACGACGAUAGUGAAGAUGAUGGAUGGGAAUUUUCCAAGAAAAAAAAGUUACCAAAUAAUUAUUUAAAGCUCCUGAACCAUUGACCUAUUUAAGUAGUAUUUUAAGGUGUUACUUUAUUGAUUGUUAUUAAACAAAUUAAAACCCGAA